Molecule: messenger RNA, 1389 nt
Organism: Sclerotinia trifoliorum
Lineage: Eukaryota; Fungi; Ascomycota; Leotiomycetes; Helotiales; Sclerotiniaceae
Source: the annotation of a GenBank genome assembly
ACGCAGACUUGGAACCCACGUUUCGUACUCCUCCUUUAAGUCAAUGAUCGGGGUGGUUUUAGUAGCUGAAAUUAAUUCUAUUAUGGGAGAAAGGGCUUUGCUCCCUCUAUACAUCCAACCAGGUGUCAGCGGGUGCAUAAGCCAAAGAGCAAGAAUCAGAAUGGAGAGCGAUAUCGGUAACAAGUCUACGCAAACUUGAUUUUGCUUUUGGAAUACAAAAACAGAGCCCAGUUCCUGAACGGUUGUAUUACGCAACAGCCAUCCUACACAAGACUCUAAAUCUUCCAAGUUAGAGUAUUCCAGUUCUUCCAAAGAAAUAUUCCAUCAAAAUAUCUUAUCAAACCACCCACAAUGCCACGUAAAGACAUCGAGGUUAAAACUCACGACGAUGUGACUCUUUGCGGUUGGCUGUACGCACCUGCGAGUGUCUCGGAAGACCAAAAGCUGCCAGUCAUAAUCAUGUCUGCCGGCUGGGCGAGUCUCAAAGAAAUGAGUCUAGAUCAGUCUGCUGACGCAUUUGUUGCAAAGCAUCCUGUCGCUGCUCUUGUUCACGGCCAUCGGAGCUGAGGUUCAGGCGAUGCGGCCGCGGGUCAACCAGAGCAUAAGAUAUUCCAUAUAUUCAGAUGUCCGACAUGCAGAAUACAAUCACCUAUGCACAAGGACUCCCAAAGAUUGAAGCAGGCAAGAUUGCCUUUUGGGGAAGCUCCUAUAACGGAGGUCAUGUUUCGCAAGUCACAGCCACUGAAAAGCGUAUGAAAGCUGUCAUCAGCCAAAUAAGCUUUCUUCGAUGUUGAAAAAAUAUUUUUAAAGUAUAACUAAUCUUUCUUUGAAGGCGUCCAUGGUCAGCGGCUGGGAAACUCUCCUUCGCCUCAUUCGUCCCGAUCUUAUGCCUAGCAUCAACGCUAUGUUCGCAGGCAACCGCCUCGCCAGAGCAGCAGGACAAGCUGUAGCUACAGUUUCUGUAUCCGAUGCAAACCCUCUGAUCCCUUCUUCCCUGCCAAGCGCCGAAGCUUUCGCAUUUUACACUGAGUUGGAGUUAAAGCUUGAAGGGAAGUGGAAGAAUGAAAGUAACAGUUCGGAGUCUUGAAGCUAGCCGUUCAUAUGAUCCUGCUCUAUUCAUUGAACGCAUAGCAUCUGUACCAUUGCUUAUGGUUGUUGCAAAAGAGGAUGUCACCACGCCUGUUGAUAUCUCUCUAGCUGCUUAUCAGAAGGCUCGUAAGCCUAAGCAGCUUGUGUUAAUUCCGGGUGGGCACUUUGAGGUUUAUUCAGAUUCAAACUUUGCUCUUAGUUCUUUCAAGCAGGUUGAGUUCUUGCGCGAGAACUUUUUGUAAUUAAUGUGGGUGAUUCGAUACAUUCAAGGCUGAGAAGGAAAUAGGCUAUGGAGAUUGU